AUGGUUCUUUCACGCAUCAUUCUCACCGCUUUGCUCGCUCUUGGGAGCAUCACAGUCGCUCUCCCUGUUGCCCCCGGGGACCUUGGUACCACGCCAACACCUGGAUCAGGUGCUCCUCCACAAGGCAGUCUCGCGGUCGGAGGUGGUGUUCCUCUUGAAAAUCACAACAAACCUGAGGUUUCUCUGCUUCUGGGUGGAAUAACGCCUCAGGGAAAUCAAGCUAGCAACAGUGUUUCACGAACACAAUCAUCAUCUGCUGCCGGAAGCUCAUGCAAUGUCCCGCCGCUGGCGCAAGGUGACGAGGCUCCACCCCCGCCUCGUCCUUCUGGCGAAGAAAAGGCAGAUCUAUUGCGACGAAUGGCUUUGAUCAAAAACCACCCCAACGUGCACAAAAAUUAUAAGGCACGAGUCGAACGACUUGCUAAUACCUUGCAACAGAAAGAAGAACUUGAUACAGCCGCCGACAGAAUGAAUAUAGCUCAAGAUAGCCGUGCCGUGGGCAUCCUUUCUUCUGUCAUCGAGUAUUAUCUGUUGCCUCACAAUGGUAAUCAGUCCUCUUGGUUCGAAGGUGAUAGCAAUGAAAAACUCGAGAAAAUCCGCGAAGCUUUCAAUAAUGGUGAAAACGUGGACGUCAUCCUUCACAUCGUCCGUUUUGGUAACAUAUGUUAA
Lentinula edodes (shiitake mushroom) is the source of this 669-nucleotide messenger RNA. RefSeq lists its product as uncharacterized. The transcript is spliced from 4 exons. Bases 1 to 669 code for a protein of 222 amino acids. Lineage: Eukaryota; Fungi; Basidiomycota; Agaricomycetes; Agaricales; Omphalotaceae. The record is from RefSeq and is a predicted model, not a curated record.